Pseudopodoces humilis (Tibetan ground-tit) is the source of this 2397-nucleotide messenger RNA. Its product is annotated as ras association domain-containing protein 7. The record is from RefSeq and is a predicted model, not a curated record. Gene Ontology annotation, biological process: signal transduction. NCBI's taxonomy places the organism in Eukaryota, Metazoa, Chordata, Aves, Passeriformes, Paridae.
CGGACAGGUGCCUGGGACCCGUGUGCCAGCAGCCAUCCUGCUCCCACAGCGCUCGGCAGACGCUGGAUUUUGCCGGCAAGGCAGCCUGUCCUGCAAUGACCCAGAGCACCUGAGGCCCUGCAGCCGUGGGGAUGGAGCUGAAGGUCUGGGUGGAUGGGAUCCAAAGGGUCGUGUGUGGAGUCUCGGAGCAAACCACCUGCCAAGAAGUGGUCAUUGCCCUGGCACGGGCCAUUGGUCAGACGGGUCGCUAUGUGCUGGUGCAGAAGCUGCGGGAGAAGGAGCGGCAGCUGCUGCCUCUGGAGUGUCCCUUGGAGUCACUGGCCAAGUGUGGGCAGUAUGCCAACGACGUGCAGUUCAUCCUGCGGCGGACAGGCCCCAGCAUGGCCGAGCGGCCCUCCUCGGAGGGCGCUCCCCAAGCUCCCGAGAGGACGUUCAUCCGGGCCAGCUUGCCCAUCAAGCCCAGGCUCACGAGCAUAGAUGGACCCCGUUCCAGGGAGCCAAAAAAAUCCAUGACCUUCAACCUGGGUCCUACAGGCUCCAGCGACCUGUUCACCGUGGGCCGAUGGAGGCAUCAAACGCGGGAUGGGCUAGACUUAGAGGGUGGUGGUGUUGUCCAGCCCUCCAAGGAGGAGCUUUUUAGGAGAGUGCUGCAGCAGCAGGAGCAGCUGCAUUCCUUGGAGGUCCAUGGAGACACCCUAGAAAUGGACCUACGGCUCUGGGAGCGCAGCCGGCUUGCCGGCCAGGAGAAUGAGAUCCUCUAUCUGGAGCAACUGGUGCGGAGGAACGAGACAGAGCUGGGUGAGGAGGAGUUUUGGCAGAGUGAGCUCCGGCUGGAGAAGGAGUGUGAGCGGGAGCGGCAGGAGCGGGUUAGGAGCCUGCGGGCCAGCCUGGAGGAGUACACCCAGAGGAUCUAUGAGCUGAGUGUCCGGACUGAAGCCCUGCAGGAGGAGAUCCAAUGGGAGAUGGCCGAGAGGGCCAAGAGGGGGAAGGAGAUCUCUAUGCCCAGCCCCAUAGAGCUGGAGGACAUGGCCACCAAAAUGAAAAGGGACCUGGAGGCCAAGGUCAAGCAAGGCACCCAGCUGGAGAGCAACCUGGCCAGCGUGGAGAAGGCCCUGGAGGAAGCUGAAAAGAACCUGCAGGCCCAGACCCAAGAGCUGGAGGAGUUAAAUAAGGAGCUGAGGCAGUGUAAUUUGCAGCAGUUUAUUCAGCAGACGGGGGCCACGGUGACUGUCCUGCAGGCCAGGUCCGAGGAGGACGCCCAGCCGGAGCCGAGCCCGUGCGAGCUGCCAGCCUACCGGAGAAACGGAGGUUUUUCUCCCACCGCUGGUAUCGACUCACCUCCCCAGGUCAGCACCAAGCAGCUCCUCGGCCAUCCCAGGACCCUGGCGGAGCCCCUGGUGUCCAGCCUGAACCCUGAGGUUGUAUCAACCAGACAGAGCAUCUGGAGGUAGAAGGGCCCAGGCACUGGAGGAUCAAUUGUAUUGUAUCAGUUGAUUGAGGAUCAAAGUGUAACUGUAUAAAUAAACUAUAUAUAUAUAUAUUUUAUAUUUUUUUUUUACUGCUUUAUAUUGUGAAUGGAUGUGGAUGGCCAGACAGAAUAUUUUUACAGACUGUAAAGUAAAACUAGAGACUGAUGACACAAAGCAACCCUCUUCCCCUGAGGAUGAAAGCAACUCCCUUCCAUUUUUUUUUUUAAGCAGUUUCUAUACUGAACAGAAAACAGCAGUGCAUCCAUUCUGCAUAGCCUCUUCAAGAGAUCAGUCGUGUGUUUGGAAAAGUCCUUGUUCCUUUGACUAGGGGAGCAAAGCUGCAGUGGAGACCUGUGUGGAGGUUCACCUGGAUGGAACAAGUUAACAGAUUUUACAUCUACUCAUCACAGCAAAUGGGGCCAUGACAAACAGCCUCUUUGCCAGUGGCACGAGAGGCCCAAAAGCAGCUUUAAGACAAAUUUCUGGCCCCUCUUUUUUUAUGUAUAUUAUAAGAAACCUGUAGAAGAAACCCACUGUCCAUGGUGCCACGGACCAUGUGUCAAAGAAGCACACAGUGGGAGCUUGUUUUUCUUAAAUUCACUUUAUCUUUCAACUUCUUUUUAAAGUAAAAAAUUGCAGAAUGAGCCCUUCCCCGAUGGUGGUGUGAGUGGGGAACAGGACCAAAAUACUCUUGGUGACAUUUCCCUGAUAUUUUUAAUUUUUCUUAUUUUUAACUUGAUGGCCAGUAGUAACCAUUUUGUUCAUCUGUCCCAGUGCAUCACCUUGUAUUUUAAUUGCAAAACCAAAGCGGUUUGGGGAGGGGAUGAGCUUGUCUGGGAGAUCCCCGAGCCUGUUUUCAACGUGUAGUAUGCGAAAAAUGUGACUUGGGCACAAGGUUCACCGUAAAGCCCCGCUUCCCCUGUGCGAA